Messenger RNA from Vanrija pseudolonga, 516 nucleotides. It is a transcript of the gene COA3, whose product is annotated as Cytochrome c oxidase assembly factor 3, mitochondrial. The coding region runs from base 1 to 516 and encodes 171 amino acids. Gene Ontology annotation, biological process: mitochondrial respiratory chain complex IV assembly. The transcript has 2 exons. Gene Ontology annotation, cellular component: mitochondrial inner membrane. Lineage: Eukaryota; Fungi; Basidiomycota; Tremellomycetes; Trichosporonales; Trichosporonaceae. The record is from RefSeq and is a predicted model, not a curated record.
AUGCCAACACCGUACAAGGCGCCGACGAGCGCGCAGGCCGACGCAUCGUACCACCCGCACGGCUUUGACGAGUCCGCGUCGCUCCGCCGCGCGCGCAGGCCAUACAUCAUCCGCAACGUGCUGACCGGCGGCGCGAUCGUCGCAUUCAUCGUCGGCGUGUACGCGUACUCGAUUUCCGCCGUCAAGCAGGACGACUUUUCCGACGUUGUUGACCUGCUCCCCCCUGAGGCGGAGCGCGCGGCCAUCCGCUCAAUCGAGGACGAGGCGCGCGAGAAGGCGCUCGCGUCCGAGCCUGCCGUCGCUGUGGCCGAGAUCGAGGCCGCCGCGCCCACGCCUGCCCCCUCCUCGGUCCUGUCGUACCUCUCGCCCAAGCGCCUCUCCGAGGUCGACUGGCUCAAGAACCGCGGCUGGGUCGAGCACGGCAAGGAUAACCUCCUCGUCUGGGGCGCGCCGAGCGUCGACAAGAUCGGGUCCAUGAAGGACACCAAGGACGCCUCGGCCAAGCGCCAGGUCUAG